AUGACUCUCCAGUCUGAGAAUCACAAAAUCAAAGAUGAAUUCAGUGAUCUCUUUCCUGACGACAUUUCACACCUCGAUGAACUUCCUAUGGACAUCGACCAUCAUUUCGUCCUCAAGGACCCCAAUAUGUUUAUCCAGCGCUGUCAGUAUGACUGUCCGAAGAAAUAUCGAGAAGCUUGGAAGCAACUUCUUGAUGGACACCUUCGCGCGGGUCGUAUGUGCCCCUCUGAUAGCCCAUAUGCCUCACCCGCCUUUCUUAUUCCCAAAGCUGACCCUACAGCCCUUCCCCGUUGGGUUAAUGACUAUCGUGCACUCAAUGCGAACACCAUCCCGGACAUGCACCCCCUCCCUCUCAUCAGUGACAUCCUCGCUGACUGCGCCAAGGGUAAGAUCUGGGGUAAGAUCGACAUGACCAACUCCUUCUUCCAGACCCACGUGCAUCCCGAUGAUGUAAAGUACAUCACUGUAACUACUCCCUUUGGACUUUACGAAUGGCUGGUAAUGCCACAAGGUUGCCGGAAUGCGCCCUCUACACACCAACGGCGGAUGUUUGGCGCACUCCACCCAUUGAUCAGUACGAUCUGCCACGUAUACCUUGAUGACAUCGUCAUUUGGUCGCAGACUCUCGAGGAACACAUUCGUAAUGUGCGCACAGUCCUUGAGGCACUUUGCACACACCACCUAUACUGCUCCGAUAAGAAGACCUCCCUUUUCCUCAUGGAGCUCUCCUUCCUAGGUCAUGUCAUAUCACAAGAUGGCAUACAGCCCGACCCACAGAAGGUCGAGAAGAUCCUAAACUGGUCCGUGCCAUGCAGCGCAUCCCAAGUUCGGGCCUUCCUCGGGCUCGUCCGCUAUAUAGCACCAUUCCUCCCCAAACUUGCCGACUUCACGCACAUUCUCAACCCUCUCACUAUGAAGGAUGCCGAGCUCGAUUUUCCGACGUGGACAGAAAGCCACCAAGCAGCCUUCGACAAUAUUAAGACACUUGUCUGUAGCCGUGAAGUCCUCACCUCCAUCGAUCACGAUAACAUGGGCAACAAUAAAAUCUUUGUAUCUUGUGAUGCCAGCGACUUCCGCACAGGUGCGCUUCUUUCAUAUGGUGAAUCAUUGGAGACCGCUCAUCCGGUAGCCUUCGAGAGCUGCACCCUCAAAGGUGCAGAACUUAACUACCCGAUGCAUGAGAAAGAACUUCUCGUGAUCGUGCGUGCACUUAAAAAGUGGCGCAUCGACUUGCUUGGUGUUCCCUUUACUGUCUACACUGAUCACCACACUCUGGAGAAUUUCUUCCUCCAAAAGGAACUCUCCAGGAGACAAGCCCACUGGCAAGAAUUCCUCGUGCAAUACGACUUUGACAUCAAGUAUAUCAAAGGCGAGGAAAACAUCGCUGCAGACGUCCUCUCACGCAUACCUGCUGACACUGUCAUUAUCGACCCUUCUGCAUGUGUCACUGUCUCACUCAUACACAUCACGACACAAUCACUCUGUGACAUUCCGAAGUCUAUUACCGCAUUCGCCUUCACCGCCAGCCGACUAUCGAUCGCCGCAGACCCUGCGUGGCUCUCGGCACUGCGCACGGGAUAUGUCCAAGACAAGUGGUGCCAAAAUUUAUGCUCCACCUCUGAAUCCCUCAGUGUUCGUGAACAGAAUGGCCUCCUUUACGUUGGCGACAGACUUGUCAUUCCUUGA
Molecule: messenger RNA, 1686 nt
Organism: Sparassis crispa
Lineage: Eukaryota; Fungi; Basidiomycota; Agaricomycetes; Polyporales; Sparassidaceae
Exons: 1
Coding region: 1-1686 (561 amino acids)
Source: RefSeq, a predicted model, not a curated record